This is a messenger RNA of Mytilus trossulus (common blue mussel), 2812 nucleotides long. RefSeq lists its product as uncharacterized. Lineage: Eukaryota; Metazoa; Mollusca; Bivalvia; Mytilida; Mytilidae. The transcript has 3 exons. The record is from RefSeq and is a predicted model, not a curated record. The coding region runs from base 234 to 2183 and encodes 649 amino acids.
CUUGUAUUCAUGUUCAAAUCAUUUAUCAUUUAUCAUGAAUGAAAACAAGGUAUUACCUGACCUUUGACAUUUAUAUUCGCCAAGAAGUGCAAAGAGUUAAAGAGAUCUACACUCCAAAGGUGAUUUAUGUUCGAUGAUUACUAACAAUGGUUCAUUGGAUGGGGUUUGCAUGAAAUAUAUAGCUUUAUAUCAAUAUUACUAGUAGAACAUGCAUGACGUAGUAAACAGUUACCAUGGUUGGAGAGAAACAGAAAAGCAGGCUUUGGAAAGCUGGGAUUUUAAGACGCAUGUUUGCAGGCAUCAUCAUAGUAGGAAUCAGUUAUUUUUGUUAUCUAGUUUUCUUUCAAGCACCUGGUCAUUUUGUGUAUACGCAUGCUAAUACACAUGCGCAGUGUAUGAUACCACAGAUAAAUCCGUUUGAUAAAGAUAUUCUAGCAUUUUUUUGGCAACCAGAUCCUAUAGUGUGUACACAAAACACUGAACUAGUUUAUAUCGAUGACAACGAUACUGUACAUGUAAAUUAUAGUCGAACUCAUUUAGAAGUUGUUAACUGUAGUUAUCAAAAUAUAAUUCGAGAAACGGAAAACGAUAACGAGGUAUUAUUUAAUUUACCAGUCUGGUUCUCUAAAAGUUCAAAGUUGACCUCAGACUUUAUUAAAGUUCAGUGCUACGAUUACAGCGGCAAUUUAUUGUAUGAGCGUCUACACUACCAUAUUCAUAAGUCCGGAAAAAAAUUCACAUCUGAUGAAAAUCGCUUUAGUGUUUUGUUACUUGGAAUAGAUGGUAUGUCGCGCUUGGCAGCUAUUCGUGAACUUCCAAAAACGCUAAAAUAUCUGCAAGAUACUUUACAGGGACACAUUUUAAAGGGAUAUGCAAAAGUUGGAGAAAACACAUUCCCAAAUAUGGUGGCUUUUUUGGCUGGCCGUAUUGGAUACAGCAAAGAUUUUCCGGUCGACCCUAAUGUGUUUUUCGAUAAUCAUCCGUUUAUCUGGAAUAACUUCUCAAAAGAUGAUGCUGUUACUAUGUAUGCUGAAGAUUGGCCUAGACUUUCAACAUUCAACUAUGCUGUUCCAGGGUUCAACCAAUCACCAACAGACCAUUAUUUCCGUCCUUUCUAUUUGGGUAUAAACAAAAUGCGAAAGUAUCAAUCAACGAUAAAUGAAGCCUUUUUAUUUCUAGAAAAUCAAAAUAUCAAAGUUGGUAAAACAUCAACAUUGUGUUAUAGUGAUAAACCAAAACACGUUUUACAACUGGACUAUUAUAAACGAUUUUUAAAAUCUUAUCGCAACAAGUUAAAGUUCGGUCUCUCUUGGUUGAACGAGAUUAGUCAUGACUACGUUAACUUUAUAAAGUUAGCAGACGAUGAUUUGCUGGAUUUUUUAACGUUUCUUAAAGAAGAUGGUCAUUUAGAAAAGUCCGUAUUAUUUUUUGUAAGUGAUCAUGGUUCAAGAGUAGAUAAAAUCCGUAACACACCAAUAGGACGUAUUGAAGAGAGAAUGCCAUUCUUUUCAGUUGUUCUUCCUCAGAACUUCAAAGACAAAUUUCCACAAGCUGAGACAAACUUGCGAACAAAUAUCGAAAGAUUAACUUCUCCUUUUGACUUUUACGAAACUAUUGUAGAUAUUUUUAAAAACGAAUACUCUUAUAGUACAAACGUUGUACAAUAUCCGUUGUCAAGAGGAAUAAGUCUUUUCAGGAACAUUCCAAAACAGCGAUCAUGUGCCGAUGCAGGGAUUCAUGAACAUAACUGUGCGUGCUACACUUCUGAAAAUAUCCCAGUUAACAAUACCAAGAUUGAACGUUUGGCAGCCUUUGUUGUUACGAAAAUAAAUCGUGAUUUGCAUCAUUUAAAGGAAAAGUGCGUCACUUUGACGUUGAAUAAGAUCAUAGAAGCAAAAUUAGUUCACUCCCAAUUAAAACAUAAUGAACAAUACGACGAUAAGAAAUUUAUGCAUAAUUUCAUUAAGCCAAAAGAGGACAAAAACAAACGUUUUUUGAUACUUUUUGACGUUUUGCCAAGUGCUGCUAUGUUUGAGGCAACUGUAGAGGAAACGAAUGCAAUCGAAUUAUUUUCAGUAUUGGGACAUGUCAGUCGGACUAAUCGCUAUGGAAACCAGUCAUCGUGCAUUAAUGAUAAAAGAUUGAAACUGUAUUGCUUUUUCGUUAGCAUGGUUAUGGAAUAAAUGUAUGUGGACAUUUCCAGUACCAAAAUUAAGUUGAGAUAACUAUGAAUAAAACUAUAGAUGGGAUGUUAAGAUAACGUCAACUUAAAAUGAUUCAAUUCCUUAGAAAGGCAAGUAUGUGUCCAGUGAAAUAUUCAACAAGAGUGUUUAAAAAGUUGCGUGUAGGAAAUGACAGUAUGUCUAUACAUAAUUGGAGUAAAAGAAGAAUAAAAACAACGUUGUUUAUUUUAUUCACAGUGAUUUUAUUGAUAUUGAUGAAUUCAUGUAUCCAGCCUGUUCGAUUUAUAUUUGUUCAUCAAAGUAUAAAUAGCACGUGCCUUUUACCUGACAUUGACCCUUUUGACAAAUCAGUCAUGCAGUAUAUAUGGCAUCCGAAACCAAUUGUUUGCGAACCGUCUCCGUCCAUUGUUUAUAUUGACAAAAUGGGGAAACUACAACUAAACAGAAGUGAAAUUUCAAACAAAAAUAAUCAUUUCGAUUGUUUUUAUCGUUUGAUUAUGCGUUCCAGUGACAAUGAUGUAACACUAUCACAUGAAGUCAAGUUAUUACUCCCUGUUUAUAUUCCGUCAGAUUAUGUAAAUGUUAAAUGUUUCGGUGACCAAAGACUUCUAUAUGACAUUGUUCUUCAU